GAGGGGGGGGAGGUGCACGGGGCCUUGCUAGUCGGCCAAUCAGGUCGCGGCCCUCUCAGGCCGAGACGCCCACUAGCACUACUGCCUUUGGGUCAGUCCUACUCGCUCGCCGGCCCUUCAGAGACGAGGCUUCGAAGCUUGAACCUUCACCAGCUACAGUCUUAUAAGAGUGAUGCGCGUGACGGUGCUGUGCGGCGUGGUGGCGGUGCUGGUGGCGGCGGCCUCGACGUCCGGAGCCGCGGUGCCCAAGCCCCGGGACACCGAGGUUAUUGAUGGCCGCACGACGACCAUUGCCCUGGCCAUCGUGCACCAGCUCGUCGGCCUCAUCCCCAACGAGACGGUGCAGCAGCUGAUCAACGUCAUCAUCGACACCCUGACGCAGGAAGAGUUCGACUACUGGGGCGAGGUGAAGGACGAGGUGAUGCUGGUGGUCGGCCAGUACAUCAACGAACACAACAUGAACCAAGUCGAGGUGUACCAGGAGGACCUCGUCACCCUCUUGGACAGGUACAACCGGGCCCCCGUGGAGAGCGACUCCUACCCCGACAAGAACCAGCAGGCGGCGGCGCUCUCCACCUCCAUCAUCACGCACCGCUACCUGGUGGAGGCCGCCCUCCUGCCAGAAUCGAUGAUCCUCCACUUCGAAGAUAUUUCCUCCAUUCACGUCGUAGUGCUCAAGGACGCGGCCGAUACCUAUAGUUACGAGGGCAUGUCACCUUCCCGCUGGUGGGUGGACCUGGACGAGGAGCUGGAGCACUACAUCGCCUACGGGAGGAGUCUCAGGACCAGCUUGAGGGAGAAGCGCAUAGGCCUUGUUACCUGUGACGUGGAUCGUGCCGACAAGACCUGCUCUUCUUGCUAUGACACCUUCGUUGCCAGGGACGGCGUGACUGGAGAGGAAUCAGUUUGCAAGCAACUCCAUGGCAACACCGAGUGCGAGAGCCACUGUGACCUCUUCCUCCUCCACAAGGAAAGCGAAGUGGAUCAUUUCAUGUCCACCAAAGUAAAUGACGUCAUCAGUGGGUGGGAGGAGCUCAAGGAACUUGCCUCGUCCAACGCUGCUGCAGCCUCCAGGUAUUACGACCCUAAGCGGGCGCACUAAGCCACCAGUACCAACAAUGAGAGGACAGCCACAGCGAUGAAGCAGCAGGAAGGGUUUAUUCCAUCUCUGAUCUGUGCAGACUAAUAUUAAAAGACCAUGAAUGACAAGUUUGUUUGGAUGAACAAAAUCUUUCCCCUUUCAAGUCUUUUGAAAAGUAUUUUCACUACUGCUAUUAAUUUUCAUUACAUGUACUAGUGAAUAUGAAAUUAUAUUAAAGUGGACAAACUACAUGCCACUGUAGAGUGGAAUUGAUAAUGGCAGUUGCCUUCAUACCUAAAGUUUCCUUUCCUAGUAAUACAACAGUUUGGAAUAUUUCAUAUAUGUCAGCCGAUAUAUAUAUAUAUAUAUAUAUAUAUAUAUAUAUAUAUAUAUAUAUAUAUAUAUAUAUAUAUAUAUAUAUAUAUAUAUAUAUAUAUAUAUAUAUAUAUAUAUAUAUAUAUAUAUUCUUUCUGCAGCGCAUGUCACGAUAAUCACUUCCUGUAAUUCAAAUUACAUACAAGAAAAGUACUACAAACAUUAAUUUCCAUUCAACAACACAUCAGAGUUGAAAUGUCAAGUUCUACAGCUGCAUAAAUGUUUUGCAUUUGCCACCCAACUUCACCUUUAUCUUUAAUAUUUGUCAGAAAGGUGGUUCUUUACAUUACUUUAAUUAAAGACAAGAGUACAUCACAGUAUUGCUUGAUGAAAUGGCUGCACCGAAAUGCCAUGUUACAAUUGUCACUCCAGUUCUGUGAAGAAUAUGUACUGGGAAUUUAAAAUGAGCAAUAAUUUUUUUUUUAUUACCAGUGACAUGCAUAACGGUCUUUUAUCAUCUAAAUAUAUUUUCAUUCUAAGAGAACAACAAAAAUAAUAACUUAUAAAUUCCUUCAAAGAUGAAGUCUGGACGGUAGUAGUCCAGUGCCCCUUAACUUGCAUGAAACAGUUAUAAAGAUGAUUGAUUUCAGAAAUGUGUGAGCAUGUUACCUUUAUCUUCGGUAAUAAAGAAUGGAAACCA
Eriocheir sinensis (Chinese mitten crab) is the source of this 2096-nucleotide messenger RNA. RefSeq lists its product as uncharacterized. Gene Ontology annotation, molecular function: toxin activity. Lineage: Eukaryota; Metazoa; Arthropoda; Malacostraca; Decapoda; Varunidae. The transcript has 7 exons. The coding region runs from base 173 to 1102 and encodes 309 amino acids. The record is from RefSeq and is a predicted model, not a curated record.